This is a messenger RNA of Dovyalis caffra, 2490 nucleotides long. The record is from the annotation of a GenBank genome assembly. Lineage: Eukaryota; Viridiplantae; Streptophyta; Magnoliopsida; Malpighiales; Salicaceae.
AUGGUUGAGGAAUCUCCUCUAGUGUUAGGUGCUACUGUGGCAGCUGCUGCCUGGAGUGGAAGAUUUUUAAUUGGAGCAUGGCAAGCAUUCAAAGCUCGGCCUGUAGGUCCGCGUGUUCGAAGAUUUUACAAUGGUGGCUUUGAGCAGAUGAUGACCAGGAGAGAAGCAGCUUUAAUCCUUGGAGUGAGAGAGAGUGCUGUGAUGGAGAAGAUCAAGGAGGCUCAUAGGAGAGUGAUGGUAGCAAAUCACCCUGAUGCUGGAGGGAGCCAUUAUCUUGCUUCAAAGAUUAACGAAGCCAAGGAUAUCAUGUUGAGGAAAACUAAGGGGGUUGACUCUAGAGAUGAUUUGUCUGGGAUGCAAAUGAGUGGUAACAAAGUGAGAAAGUUGGAGUUCUUAAUGGCUGAUGCUGUGGCUCAAGGUGCUGACUGCAUUAUUACAGUUGGUGGUAUCCAAAGUAACCAUUGCCGUGCCACUGCUGUUGCUGCUAAUUACCUUAAUCUUGAUUGCUACCUUAUACUUCGUACUUCAAAGGUUCUUGUGGACAAAGAUCCUGGAUUGACUGGAAAUCUACUGGUGGAGAGAUUAGUUGGAGCUAAUGUUCAACUUAUUUCAAAAGAAAAAUAUGAACUAAUUGGGAGUGUGACAUUGUUUUGGCUGGUGGGUUAUAUUGAAGCAAUCAGAGAAAUUGAGCAGCAAGUUCAAACUACUGCUGGCAAAGUAAAAUCUGAUGAUAUUGUUUCAGCAUGUGGCAGGGGAACAACAACUGCUGGUCUGGCAUUGGGAUCGUGGCUGGGAACAUUAAAGGCAAAGGUUCAUGCAUUCGCUGUUUGUGAUGAUCCUGAUUACUUCUUCAACUAUGUUCAAAACCUAAUUGAUGGACUUGAAGCAGGUGUUGACUCGCAUGAUAUUGUAAACAUCCAAAAUGCCAAAGGACUGGGCUAUGCAAUCAAUACCUCCGAGGAGCUUAAAUUUUUUAAGGAAAUUGCUACAGCUACAGGAGUUGUUCUUGAUCCAGUUUACUGUAUAAUAAGGGACAUGGUGACUAGUCGUGUCCGCAGUGGGUGUAAGAAUUCAGAAGGAUCGUUUUUGAUGGUUGCAGGCCAACCAGGAGGAACUGGCAUGGCUGAAUGUUUUGAGCAUGGGAAAGGUGCCUAUGGAAUGAUGAAAGACAUGGCAGAAAAUCCAAAGAAAUGGGAAGGGAGAAAGGUCCUCUUCAUACACACAGGAGGUCUCCUUGGAUUGUUUGACAAAGUAGACCAGAUGUCUUCAUUGGUCGAAAAUUGGGGCCGGAUGGAUGUCCCUGAAUCUGUUCCAAGAAAGGAUGGUGCAGGAAAAAUAGAUGAUUUGUCUGGGAUGCAAAUGAGUGGUAACAAAGUGAGAAAGUUGGAGUUCUUAAUGGUUGAUGCUGUGGCUCAAGGUGCUGACUGCAUUAUUACAAUUGGUGGUAUCCAAAGUAAUCAUUGUCGUGCCACUGCUGUUGCUGCUAAGUACCUUAAUCUUGAUUGCUACCUUAUACUUCGUACUUCAAAGAUUCUUGUGGACAAAGAUCCUGGAUUGACUGGAAAUCUAUUGGUGGAGAGAUUAGUUGGAGCUAAUGUUCAACUUAUUUCAAAGGAAGAAUAUGCACUAAUUGGGAGUGUGAAUCUCACUAGUUUCUUAAAAGAAAAGUUGGUAAAGGAAGGGAGAAAGCCAUAUGUCAUUCCUGUUGGUGGAUCAAAUUCCUUAGGGACAUGGGGUUAUAUUGAAGCGAUCAGAGAAAUUGAGCAGCAAGUUCAAGCUACUGCUGGCAAAGUAAAAUUUGAUGAUAUUGUUUCAGCAUGUGGCAGUGGAGCAACAAUUGCUGGUCUGGCAUUGGGAUCGUGGCUGGGAACAUUAAAGGCAAAGGUUCAUGCAUUCGCUGUUUGUGAUGAUCCUGAUUACUUCCACAACUUUGUUCAAGACCUAAUUGAUGGACUUGAAGCAGGUGUUGACUCGCAUGAUAUUGUAAACAUCCAAAAUGUGAGUGCUUCAUCACAGUGGCAUGUAGCAUCUGAUACUGGGAUCAUUUCCCUUGCUUCUGUUUCCUUCUUCACUUUUUGGGUUUGUGUUGGAGCCAAAGGACUGGGCUACGCAAUCAAUACCUCCGACGAGCUUAAAUUUGUUAAGGAAAUUGCUACAGCUACAGGAGUUGUUCUUGAUCCAGUUUACAGCGUUAAUGCCAUUAACAUGCAACCCGCAAUUGAUUAUGGGAUCCUAAAAUGUGAGCAAAUGCAUUCCAACAUUAUCAUGAUUGAAAAUAAUGCUAGUGGGAAAGCUGCCUAUGGAAUGAUGAGAGACAUGGCAGAAAAUCCAAAGAAAUGGGAAGGGAGAAAGGUCCUCUUCAUACACACUGGAGGUCUCCUUGGGUUGUUUGACAAAGUAGACCAGAUGUCUUCAUUGGUCGAAAAUUGGGGCCGGAUGGAUGUCCCUGAAUCUGUUCCAAGAAAGGAUGGUGCAGGAAAAAUGUUCUAG